Messenger RNA from Prunus armeniaca (apricot), 795 nucleotides. NCBI's taxonomy places the organism in Eukaryota, Viridiplantae, Streptophyta, Magnoliopsida, Rosales, Rosaceae. The record is from the annotation of a GenBank genome assembly.
AUGGUUGUGAAAGGCUACAAUCAAGAUCAUGUAUUUGAUUAUCAAGAGGUUUUUGCUUCUGUUGCAAGACAGGAUACAAUUCGGUUGAUAGUUUCAUUAGCAGCACAAAACUCAUGGCCCAUCUUCCAGCUUGAUGUGAAAUCGACCUUCCUUAAUGGCACCUCGAGCCUGAUACAGUUGUAUAGAAGCACACUUAAAAGGCAGGUUUCAACAAAUGUCCAUAUGAGCACACUCUAUUCAUCAAGUCUGGAGAAAGAGAAUUCUAUAAUGGCUGAUUUUGACAUGACUGAUUUGGGAAAGAUGAAAUAUUAUAUUGGUAUAGAAGUAGUACAAACAACUACUAGAUUUUUUAUUGGGCAAAAGAAAUAUGCUCAUAAGGUUUUGGAGAGGUUUCACAUGGAGAAUUUUAAUCCAGUUGAGACUCCAACUGAAUCGGGAUUGAAGCUCUCAAGUGAUAUUGAUGGAGAGAGGGUAUAUGGAAAGACUAACGGAGCUGCAUCUCAAAGCUGCAAAAGAGUGUUUCAUUACUUGACAGGAACAACAGAUUUUGGUAUUUUCUACAAGAAAAAUGGAGGACCUAUUUUGACUGGUUUCACUGAUAACGAUUAUGUUGGUGAUUUGGAUGAUAGGCGGAGUAUAACAGGCCAUGUGUUUAUGAUAGGUUCAGGUGCCAUAUCAUGGGCAUUAAAGAAGCAACAUGUUGUUACUUCUUCCACAACUGAAGCAGAGUUCGUAUCUGCAACAACCUUUGCAUGUCAAGCAAUUUGGUUGAGAAGGAUUCUUGAAGAGUUAUAG